Molecule: messenger RNA, 7569 nt
Organism: Meriones unguiculatus (Mongolian gerbil)
Lineage: Eukaryota; Metazoa; Chordata; Mammalia; Rodentia; Muridae
Gene: Kcnk10
Product: potassium two pore domain channel subfamily K member 10
Exons: 7
Coding region: 723-2330 (535 amino acids)
Biological process (GO): potassium ion transmembrane transport; stabilization of membrane potential
Cellular component (GO): membrane
Molecular function (GO): potassium ion leak channel activity
Source: RefSeq, a predicted model, not a curated record
AAAAAAAAGAGGACCUGGAGUUGUCUCUCCUCGUGCAUCGAAGGAAGAGGUAAAGCAAAGGGAUUGCUUCCGUGUUUAGGGGAGGAAUGACGAAACGCAGGGGGAACAAUUCUGUGCUGGUGCACGGACCCAUUCUUUUGAAUUUAAAGUAGAUUUCUGAUCAGACCCACCCCUCUCGCUUUGGAUCCCCCAAGCUGCCUCAUUGUGCCCUACGAUUUGAUUUGCUGUCCUAGGAAACUCUCCUGCCUCACCUCCGAGGAGGAUUCAGCUGUUCCCUGGCUGGGCAGUUGGCUCGCCCCACGCAGCUGGCUGCCCCCCUCAGACCUCACUGUGUCAGCCCAGGCUGCGACCGACGUGGGGAAUGGCUAAGGGCUUGCCAACUCAGGCAAACUUCGUCACCAGAGAUGACUGAGGUUUGGGGGUUUCCCCAGCCCUCCCACGCCGGGGCCACGUAGCAAGCAAGCGUUAAAGAGUGCCGCAACUCCACUCUGAGCUGCAGGGACCCGGGCGGAGGACCCGGUGCCCUCUGCACGCCAAUGCUGCCAGCUGGGGGACAGCGAACCGAGCGCAGCGCUAGUUUUCGCCAGACGCUUUGUUUUCCUGCGGCAGAAACCCGAGGCGGGCUCUUUCCACCAGACCUGGCUGGCCCGCAGCAGCGAUAGCCAUGGAAGUUGCUGCUGCGCAGGGCAGAACCCAGACGCUCCUCUCGGCUCUUUCUGUGGAUGUUUUUCACCUACGUAGGUCACUCCUUUCUUCCUCCUUUGGUGGCCGUGCCUGCAGCAGCCCCACCUGUGUGCCAGCCCAAGAGCGCCACUAACGGGCACCACCCUGUUCCCCGCCUCUCCAUUUCCUCCCGAGCCACGGUGGUAGCCAGGAUGGAAGGCGCCUCCCAGGGAGGCCUGCAAACAGUUAUGAAGUGGAAAACAGUGGUUGCCAUCUUUGUGGUUGUGGUGGUCUACCUCGUCACAGGAGGCCUUGUCUUCCGGGCGUUGGAACAGCCCUUUGAAAGCAGUCAGAAGAACACCAUUGCCUUGGAGAAGGCAGAAUUCUUGAGAGACCAUAUCUGUGUGAGCCCUCAGGAGCUGGAGACACUGAUCCAGCACGCGCUCGACGCUGACAAUGCAGGAGUCAGCCCAGUAGGAAACUCUUCUCACAGCAGCAGUCACUGGGACCUGGGAAGUGCCUUCUUCUUUGCCGGAACUGUCAUCACGACCAUAGGGUAUGGGAAUAUUGCUCCAAGCACUGAAGGAGGCAAAAUCUUUUGUAUUUUAUAUGCCAUCUUUGGGAUCCCGCUUUUUGGUUUCUUAUUGGCUGGAAUUGGAGACCAACUUGGAACCAUCUUUGGCAAAAGCAUUGCAAGAGUGGAAAAGGUUUUUCGAAAAAAGCAAGUGAGUCAGACCAAGAUUCGGGUCAUCUCAACUAUCCUGUUCAUCUUGGCUGGCUGCAUCGUGUUCGUGACGAUCCCUGCUGUCAUUUUUAAAUACAUCGAGGGGUGGACAGCCUUGGAAUCCAUUUACUUUGUGGUAGUCACUCUGACCACAGUGGGCUUUGGUGAUUUCGUGGCAGGGGGAAACGCUGGCAUCAAUUACCGAGAGUGGUACAAGCCGCUGGUGUGGUUUUGGAUCCUUGUUGGUCUUGCCUACUUUGCAGCUGUCCUCAGUAUGAUCGGAGACUGGCUGAGGGUUUUAUCCAAAAAGACAAAAGAAGAGGUUGGUGAGAUCAAAGCCCACGCAGCUGAGUGGAAGGCUAAUGUUACUGCCGAGUUCCGGGAGACAAGAAGGCGGCUCAGCGUUGAGAUCCACGACAAGCUGCAGCGGGCAGCCACCAUCCGAAGCAUGGAGCGUCGGAGGCUGGGCUUGGACCAGAGGGCCCACUCGCUGGACAUGCUAUCCCCGGAGAAGCGUUCUGUCUUUGCAGCUCUGGACACAGGCCGUUUCAAGGCCUCAUCCCAAGAGAGCAUCAACAACAGACCCAACAACCUGCGCCUUAAAGGGUCAGAACAGCUCAACAAACAUGGGCAAGGCGCUUCUGAAGACAACAUCAUCAAUAAGUUCGGGUCCACCUCCAAACUCACCAAGAGGAAAAACAAAGAUCUCAAAAAGACCUUACCAGAGGAUGUUCAGAAAAUCUACAAAACUUUCCGGAAUUACUCUCUGGAUGAAGAGAAGAAAGAGGAGGAGACAGAAAAGAUGUGUAACUCAGACAACUCCAGCACAGCUAUGCUGACAGAAUGUAUACAGCAGCAAGCUGAGCUGGAGAAUGGAAUGGUACCCACAGACACCAAAGACCAGGGGCUGGAGAAUAACUCAUUACUUGAAGACAGAAACUAAAUGUUAAAAGACACUGGAGCUGGACUAAGUGUUGUUUUUGUUGUUGUCUUGUUGUUUUGGUUUUGUUUUGUUUUACUAUUCACACUGAGACACGUGCCUUAAACAGACUUCUUGUUAGCUCAAAAUUACAUAGCAUUGAAGAAUCUAUUUCACUGUGCCAUACACGACUAAAAGCUUGCUCUGCCAAAAUGAAUCAAACAAGAGCUUCGUCUCAGAUAGUGGUGGCAGGACACACGGGAACCUUCGCACAGGUAGUGGGUGCUGGCCAUCCCUGCGUGGGGAGUUCCAGCAGCAAUGCUCUAGCCCUCGCAGAGCGCCCCUCUGAAGUGGUGCGCAGACAAGGGCAGCCAUCCCUUAGACCAGCCUCAGAGAGGACAGGUUUAUCUCAUGAACGGAGUCUCCAUUCCCAAACUGACCCUUAGGGAUAGGUUGCACACAGAAGGGGCAGCUGUCUGUGGGAGACCUGGUGACUCUAGCAAGGUUUUCAGUGGACAUUUUGGCAUGUCCCCUGAGCUUGAAUUUUGACAGGCCACAGUGUAAAACACCUACUCCAAAAAUGAAUGUCCUUGGGACCCAAGAGUACCUGGAAUUUGUUGGAAACUGAUCAGAGCACACAUUUUAUAAGGUGCAAUUGCUUUUCUCAUAAAAAAAAAAACACAACUCACAGAUGCAUCCCACUGUGGCUAUAACCUUAGCCAAUGACAGCCUACUGACCUUUGUCCUUUUCAUGGGAUAGGUAGUCCAGGUAGGCUUGCAAGCAUUGGUGAAUACACCACCUCAGCCACCUGCCUGGUUGGAAGGCAAAUCAUGCAUUUUCUUCAGUGGGUGUGAGGUAAAAAUAAGCUGAUUUUGGAACAUUCAUACUCACUUUUCUAUGGGAACUUUAAUUAUAACUUGUUUUGAUAGGAGGGAGGAAAUACCAAAAUUAUUGCCUUUGCAUGAUGCCAGUGGCUUGCUGUUCUGUCUAGCUGAUCCUAUUUUUUUUUAAAUAAAAAUAAACAGACAUCUUGCGUUUGUGAGACACACCAAGGAGGACCAUGGCAUCUUUCCAUCUCAGGGCUUUUUGUCCUUUUGGGUGUCUUACGCACAGCAUAGCUAUGAGACUCAAUCUUGCUAUUUCAUACAAAAGGAAAAUGAAUCUCUCACUCAACCCUUGUAUAGUAAGAUUGAAAUGGUUUAAGUAGUUUGCAGCUUAAGUGCCAUUAAUGCCAUUUAAAAAAAUAUCGACAAAGGAAUAUUUAAAAAGAUUUCAUUUCAUUCCUACGUUUUAUACUGCCUUUAUCAAUUUUAUUUUAUGCCUAUAUUUUGUUAUGCCUUUAUUAUGGGAACAUGACCCCUCCUUGCCUGUUCAUCUCACACCUGUUAUUUACUGAAAUGCUAACUCCCCUAUCAUUGUGUCGAGGCAAGCAACCAUCAACAUGUGAUAGCCAUGACUGGUUAUCCAGUUAUAGUUCAGUGAAGGACCACUGCAGGAAAGGGUGUAUCGUAGUUUGGGGAGGUUGGUUUUAAAGUGGAUUUUUAUCAGAAGGGGAAUUUCAAUCAAGACUUUCAUCUCACCUGUGUAUGCCUCAGCUUUAAUCAUAUUUGGCUGGCAUGUUGGUUCAGUUAGGGACCCUGCGCUUAAUUAGGCAUUUGGAUCCUAUAACAUGAGGACACUGCUGGCUAUGUGUCUUCUAGAUUCAGUACCACCUUUUGGGGAUUUCACAGAAUUUUCUAAAACUAACUCACAGAACCUAUUUAAGAAAGGAUCACAGCACAAGUGGAGACUUCCAGAAGAAACCAUCUACCAUCUUCUAACUGAAGGGAAAACUAUGCCUACUGCCUCCUUGACCGGGUACCAUGGAAGACUCAUCUCCCCUAAGUUUCUGGGAUGUUCUGCUUACAGCUGUCCCCUUCUUGGAACACAGAAGCCCUGUUUCCCAGCUUCAGGAUCUUGUUGAAUAUUGAGAGGUCAAAUAGGAAUCAGCAUGGUGAGGCCUAUUCUGUUUGUUUGAAGCAGAACUUUGGCUCACUGGUGUUUCACAUAGUGCUGUGUGGACUCUUAGGAAAUGAUGCUAAUACAGGUGUGGGUGCUGGGUUUCUAUUAUGGAAGAAUGCAGCCUGGCUCACUGCGAGUUUUGGAACAGGUAGAUAAGUGGGAAUCCUCUUAUCUAACAAGUUUCCUGGUGAAACUGCACACGGAUCUCAUCUGCUUAAGUUUCCACUGUAUGGUACCUUGGUACAUCUUAUGGUUGUGUUUAAACCGCAGGCAAUAGAUCUUUAUCUGGUAAAGAAGCAUCCCUGUCAUUUGUUCAGUGCCUUUCACGGACCUGGCACUGAAUUGGGCAUUUUAUGAUACUCACCGAAACCUCACCCUAUCACAUGGGAAGUAUUUACAAAUCCUUUGUUUAGACGAGAGCACAGAGACUCAGGGAGUCUAAGUAAUUUACUGGUAGUGCACAGCAAGAGGUGGUAGAGUCCGCUUUCAGUUUUGCUACAGUGUCCAUACCAUGCACCCUUGUGAGUGAGUGUGUGUGUUUGAUUGUGUGCCUGCACACAUCUUGCAAGCUUCAUGAGCACAGUUGACAGAGUUGAGGAGGAGACAGGUGUUUUUACCACUAUGAGGGCAUGAAGUUUUAGGGUAAACCUGGCCUAAAAGGUUGCCCCUGAAGCUAUAUGCUCUUGGCUUGGUGAUGCUGUAGACAGCACCUUUUCUGUAUUGCUAGAAACGCCCCUCAGAGGCACUCCUUUGCACUUUACUUGAUUUUCUUCAUACAGCAGGAAUUAGACAGCUCAGAGGUCUUAGAUUCCUAAUUGACCAAAUGGAACAGGUACAUGGAUUGGUGUGUAUUCACAAGAAAUAAACCACAGUAAUACUGAGAAUCAAACAUCACCUUGGAUUAAGAGUGUAUAACCCAUUACCUGAAUGUUAGAUAAAGGUUCUGAAUGAUGUCAAAGAUGACCCUGUAUGAAGAUUGUGUAUGUGGAUAAAGUGUUCCAAAAAGUAUGAAGUACUCUCCAGAGUUGAAGCUGCAAAGGGAAUGAGACAUUUCAUUUCUCUUCCUGUGUACAUGCUAAGCCUUGAGGUUUUGGUCGUUUGGAAGUUACUCAAAUGUUAUCCCUGCAAGGAUGCAAGCAAACAGUAUGUUGAAUGUGUGUGAUAAGACAGCUGCUACCUGUCACAUAUAAACAUCAGCCCAGCCCCCCCUUUUCCCUCAGUAUCCCCUACCCCUAUUAAACCCAGAAUAAAUGUAUGGAUGUUAGACACAUAAAGAGCGCAUGUUGGCUCUCUUCAGUGGGCAGUUCUGGGCUUCAUUUGGCAGCUGGGCACAGAGUUGUUCUCUCAUCUGGGGAUUUACUGGUGAGAGCCAAGGGAUAGUUCAGACAGGCAAUUAUAUACCCAGUCCUAACUCAGUAGUGGUUCACCCCAGCAGUUUGUCAGUUCAGGUAGACUGCUGUGUGGCAUAUAUGUACACGCGUGGUGUGUGUGUGGUGCGAAGGGGGUCGCUGGCCUAUAGUCCUGGUAUCUGGGACUUCUGUGUGUGCUCUUCCACAUUACAGACUGUGCUCACAGGCACACUGCUUUCCUGUACCUCAUCUGCACAUCAAGGGAACUGAGCACAGAUUAUUACCAAAACCUUUUCCAGUUGUACAGUUCUCUAAGAAAAUAUUCCCCAGCCCAUGUGUUAAUUUAAUCAGAAAAAUUAUUAAUUUACAUUUCUGAAUAUCGAUUAAUGGCCCCACUCCCAUCCUUGGUAUUUGUUUUCUGCAUGGCCGGCGGAGACCACAUCUCAUACAGGCUUCAUCCACCACUCUAGUUGUUCAGCACACUGUCACUCAGCAGCACACUCAGCAGGUUUUUUUUUUUUUUUUUUUUUUUUUUUUUUUGAGGAAGGGGCUGUCAUCAGGGCAAUGGUUUUAAGACUAAUUAAAUAAUUGUAAGCCAUUGGUAACUGCACUCAAUUGUACUAAAAGUUCUCUUGACUGGGUUAUGAAUUCAUGUCCCCGCUCCCGGCUUCUGGUACACGAAGGUGCACAUGCAUGUAGGAAAUGACUUUUUGGGUUCCAUGGGACAACUUCAUGUGGAAAGUCAUAGCUGUGUGAAAUAUUAGCAAAUGUAGCCCCUCCCCCCUCCGGAGGCAGCAUGUCCUGGACAUUCAAAGGUACAUAACUCUUUGUACACCCAGUUUGGGGGAUGAGGAGAAUAUGUGCCAGGGUUCUGGUUGAAGUAGUUAUGUCUCGCUGGACCAGGGAAGAAUGUUUAUCAUCCAGCUUACAGAAUGGUUCCAGCAUCAGAACACAGACGCUGAAAGGAAGGGAAGCAAAGCAAGCGCACAGAGCCUCCCUGUGACAAGUGAGCACCGUUGCCUUCUGCAGUUUGGCCUUCUGCGUUUUGCCAGUGCUUCCUGUCUGGUGGCCCUUCUGACCGUUUGGAUAGGGCCGCGCGCAAAGACAGAGGCUGACAGUGGACACGGCAGGCCUUUGCUGGUACAGCCUAAGAACCAGUUAGCAACAGCCUCGAAAAGAAGCUCAGCUGAGCUCUCAAAGGCCACUUAUCAUUGGCAUUGCAGGCGCUGUUGAGCCGGUCGAGACUGCAUGGACAUGGCAGCCACGUGGCUCUGAUAAAGUCCUGUAGCCACGUUACAGUGCACCACCCUGUCAUGCUCCGUGCGCUUCCUCAUCUUUCCAUGUCUAUAGAUCACAUGACACUAGCUUACUGGUAUAGAGAAGUAAGAGGUGUCUCUGGCAUGAUUAUAAUUUUCACAGGUGCCUGAGAUCGGGGACCCGCUUUUUUCUUUGUCGUUAAGUGAAAGUAUAGUUUCCUGUGCAUUAAGAAAGAAACCCUUUUGAGAAGACUUAUGCCUUAGAGGCAGCUGCAUGGUCUGUUCCUUGUGUCUAGGGCUCCAGCUGUAAGGGAGAAACUGCAGCCAUUCCUAGAAGUGAUACACAAACCACUCUGUAUGCUAACCUUUGUUCCCCUCUGUCCCAGCAUUGCAGGUGAGGGACCCAGUGAUGGUGGACGAGAAACCCAUGUGUUUUACCUAUUUUUCUCUUUGUAGGAUUUCAUGGUGCUUUUUUUUUUAAGGCAUUUUACAGUUAAUGUGUUGGGAGGGCAUUUCAUAUUGUUCUUAGAAGGAGAAGUGGAAAUUUGCUUGUAACAUUUCAAUAAGCUGUGCUGCUAUUGUCCUUAUUUGAAGAUGUAAUUUUUUUUUUUUCAAUGAUGGAGAACAUUGCAACAAAGACCUUCUGGAAGAUCCAA